This is a messenger RNA of Radiomyces spectabilis, 405 nucleotides long. RefSeq lists its product as uncharacterized. NCBI's taxonomy places the organism in Eukaryota, Fungi, Mucoromycota, Mucoromycetes, Mucorales, Radiomycetaceae. Gene Ontology annotation, molecular function: 2 iron, 2 sulfur cluster binding. Gene Ontology annotation, cellular component: cytoplasm; mitochondrion. The coding region runs from base 1 to 405 and encodes 134 amino acids. The transcript is spliced from 3 exons. Gene Ontology annotation, biological process: iron-sulfur cluster assembly. The record is from RefSeq and is a predicted model, not a curated record.
AUGUCGAUAGGAGCUGUUGUGAAACAGGCUGCAGCCAACUCUGUAAAACCUGCUGCUGGUGCGUCUCGAUUACGUUUGAGAAAAUCAGCUUUGACUUUGACACCGGCUGCUGUGAGCAGAUUGAAGCAUUUAACCAAAGGUCCUACGCCUCAAUAUUUGCGAGUGGGUGUGAAACAGAAAGGUUGCUCCGGCAAUUCUUACAUGCUUGAAUUUACGGAUACCAAAGGGAAAUUCGACGAGAUCGUGAAUCAAGAUGGUGUUACUGUAUUGGUGGAUUCCAAGGCAUUAAUUACGGUUCUCGGAUCAGAAAUGGAUUACGUUGAAGACAAGCUGUCGUCCCACUUCGUAUUCCAUAACCCCAAUGCCAAGGGUGUUUGCGGAUGCGGAGAGUCAUUUGCCGUCUAA